Messenger RNA from Capsicum annuum, 2422 nucleotides. Its product is annotated as glutathione hydrolase 3. The coding region runs from base 529 to 2316 and encodes 595 amino acids. Lineage: Eukaryota; Viridiplantae; Streptophyta; Magnoliopsida; Solanales; Solanaceae. The transcript is spliced from 8 exons. Gene Ontology annotation, molecular function: glutathione gamma-glutamate hydrolase. Gene Ontology annotation, biological process: glutathione catabolic process. The record is from RefSeq and is a predicted model, not a curated record. Gene Ontology annotation, cellular component: plasma membrane.
UGGUCAUCAUCAUAGAAAAAAAAUGGGGAAUCUGAUUAUGGAAGCUCCACUUUUGGACACUUUCCCUUCUCAUGGUUUCAAUAGAAAAAAAUGGAGUUUUUUUCUUUGCUUUUUAUUUGCAUUCAUUGCCAUAACAUGGGUGAAUGAGUUCCAUCUAAUCUUUUUAGAUAUGUUGGAUUAAAUUCUGUGUAGUUCGGGGUCUGAGGAGAGUGGUAUGCUAAGUUGCGUGGACUUUUCACUUUCGAUGCUGCAGUUGUAUCGGAUUCUCCAAGAAUAAACCACUUCUGGAGAAUCUGACACGCACCUGUUGUUAUUUUUGAAGAGUCUAAAGCUACAUAGGUGGUGUGUGCCUUACCCUACCUUGUAAAGGUAGAGAGGUUAUUUCUGAUAAAUCACUAAAAGAAGGGCAGUCCGGUGCACUAAAGCUCCCGCUAUGUGCAGGCUCCGAGGAAGGGACCCACCACAAGGGUGUAUUGUACUUAACCUUACCUUGUAUUUAUGCCAGAGUCUGUUUUCAAGGCUUGAACCAUGACUUCCCGAUCACAUGUUGUAGGACUUACACACCAUGGAGACAUUGGUGUAUGGCUAAUUGGAGAUGUAAAUAGUAGACACAAUGGAAGACUGCAACAUAAUGCUGGUAUUGUUGAAUCAGAGCAAGCAGUUAUUGCUGCUGAUGAUGGUAGGUGCUCGGAAAUCGGUAUAUCCAUGCUUAAAAUUGGUGGACAUGCAGUUGAUGCUGCAGUUGCAACAGCAUUGUGCCUUGGAGUAGUCAAUCCAAUGGCCAGUGGAAUUGGUGGUGGAGGUUUUAUGGUUGUUAGAUCUUCAUCUACAUCAGAAGUUCAAGCAAUUGACAUGAGGGAAACUGCUCCUUUAGCUGCUUCACAGAACAUGUAUAAUAAUGGGAAAUCCAAGCUAGAUGGAGCAUUGGCUAUGGGAGUUCCUGGUGAGCUAGCUGGUCUUCACGCAGCGUGGGCAAAAAAUGGGAGGUUGCCAUGGAAGACCCUAGUUCAACCAGCCAUUAAACUUGCAAGAGAUGGAUUCGUGAUUGCUCCAUAUCUUGCAAACUAUAUUGUUAAAAAAGCAAAAUUAAUACUUAAAGAUCCUGGCUUACGGCAAAUAUUUGCACCCGAGGGAAAGCUGUUACGAGCAGGUGAUAUUUGCCAUAACUUAGAACUUAGUCACAGCUUAGAGCUAAUCUCUGAACAAGGUCCGGAAGCAUUUUACAAUGGAGAGGUUGGUGAAAAGCUUGUCGAAGAUGUGAAGAGAGCGGGUGGAAUUUUGACAAUGGACGAUUUGAGGAAUUACAAAGUGGAAAUUCCAGAAGCAGUUACUUUUAACGCUAUGGGCUACACAAUUGUUGGAAUGCCACCUCCAUCCAGUGGAACGCUGGCGAUUUCCAUGAUUCUUAAAAUCCUCGAAGGCUAUGAGAGUUCAAAUGCUUCGAAAGGUUCUUUAGGACUGCAUCGAAUGAUUGAGGCGAUGAAACACAUGCUUGCAAUUCGAAUGAACCUGGGUGAUCCCGACUUUGUAAAUAUCAGUAGUACUGUAACUGACAUGCUUUCCACAUCUUUUGCCAAAGAAAUUCGACGAAAGAUCUUUGACAACACCACUUUUCCUCCUGAAUACUAUUUACCCAGGUGGAGUCAGCUAAGAGAUCAUGGAACGGCUCACUUUUGCAUUGUAGAUGCAGAUCGGAAUGCUGUAUCGAUGACUUCCACAGUAAACUAUCCAUUUGGAGGCGGUGUGCUCUCUCCAUCAACGGGUAUAUUACUGAACAACGAAAUGGGAGAUUUCUCAACACCUGAUGAUAUAUCCACCGAUAAACUCCCUCCCGCUCCUUCUAAUUUCAUUCAACCAAAAAAGAGACCGUUGUCAUCCAUGGCUCCAAUUAUCGUUCUCAAGGACAAUCAGUUGGCUGGUGUAAUUGGUGGUAGCGGUGGCCUAAAAAUAAUCUUCGCAGUGUUACAAGUUUUCAUCAACCAUUUCGUCUUGGGGAUGGAUCCUUUAGCAGCAGUGCAGAGUCCGAGAAUCUACCACGAGCUAAUCCCGAAUGUAGUUCUAUAUGAGAACUGGACAUGCAUCGAUGGCGAUCACAUUGAACUAUCAUACGAUAAAAAACAUUUCUUGGAAGAGAGGGGACACCAACUCAAGGCAAAAGACGGAGGAGCCAUCUGCCAGUUGAUCGUUCAAGACCUUCAAAAUCCCCCCUUACGAUUGGGCAGACGGAGUGGAAAAGAAUAUAAGGACGGGGUUUUUCGUGGGAUGCUUGUAGCUGUGAGUGAUCCUAGAAAAGAUGGAAGACCUGCAGCCAUCUGAUGAACUUAGCCUGCUUGAUAUAUGAAUAGGAAUCAGCUAAUUAUUUGUAUACAAACUUCAAAAUGCAUAAUUUUGUGUUGAUAUAAAGUGAAGUCUUUAGCUAAAA